Molecule: messenger RNA, 822 nt
Organism: Paramecium pentaurelia
Lineage: Eukaryota; Ciliophora; Oligohymenophorea; Peniculida; Parameciidae
Source: the annotation of a GenBank genome assembly
AAUGUUUAGAUUGUUUGAUUCGAAUUAUCAAUAAAUGAAUCAAAUUAUUGAAGAAAGUGGAAAUGUUCUUUGGCUUGGUGAUUUUACAGCAGCAUUAGACAGGACUCUUCUAGAUUCAAAAGGUAUUAAAACAGUAUUAACUGUUGCAACAGGCUUAGAUGUUUCUUAUAGAGAACCUGGAAUAACUCAUAAGGUAGAGAAUUUAAUAUAAGAUAGGUAUAUCAUAUCCUAGAUUCAGAAACUGCAAAUAUUGGUAGAUUAUUUUCAGACACCAACACUUAAAUAAUUGAAGGUUUAAAAAGAGGAUCAGUUUUAGUACAUUGUGCUGCUGGAGUCUCUAGAUCAGCUUCAGUAGUGAUAGCAUAUUUGAUGAAAACAAAAGGAUUAGGUUUUUAAGAGGCAUUUAACUUUGUAAAAAAGAGAAGAAGUGUCAUUUAGCCUAAUUAUGGAUUUAUCAAAUAAUUAAGAAAUUAUGAAAAAGAAGUAAAAGUAGUAAAAAAGGAACCACUAUAACUUAAAAUAAGUGAAAAUCCAUAGGAUGGAAAGGGUUGGUAAAUGAUGAAGACUUAAGAAAGGAAGCCAGCAGAUCUUAACAUAGUUGGCUAAUAAGCUGUUCAAUAAAGAUAACCUAGUGUAUUAGCUUAACCAAAAAUCACUACUUCAAAUUCUACAAGAGCUAAUUCAACUGUUAAUUCGAAAAAGUUGUUUGAACCAUAAAAGACUUACUAAGGACCAUAGAUUGUAACCUAUGCAAAAAAUAAUAAAUUAGUUCUCAAAAAUCAUUUUGCAAUGCCUGAGAUAAAAUAAAAAAAUUACAAGUGA